This is a messenger RNA of Chiroxiphia lanceolata (lance-tailed manakin), 5121 nucleotides long. RefSeq names its product glutamate ionotropic receptor kainate type subunit 4 (gene GRIK4). Gene Ontology annotation, biological process: synaptic transmission, glutamatergic; modulation of chemical synaptic transmission; monoatomic ion transport. NCBI's taxonomy places the organism in Eukaryota, Metazoa, Chordata, Aves, Passeriformes, Pipridae. The coding region runs from base 835 to 3714 and encodes 959 amino acids. The transcript has 20 exons. The record is from RefSeq and is a predicted model, not a curated record. Gene Ontology annotation, cellular component: postsynaptic membrane; plasma membrane; presynaptic membrane. Gene Ontology annotation, molecular function: transmitter-gated monoatomic ion channel activity involved in regulation of postsynaptic membrane potential; kainate selective glutamate receptor activity.
GGCAUUUUUAACGUGUCUUGAUGCAAGUCUGCUUUAGUAUUUAUGUAUAUUAAGCUGUGUAUUUGAAGGGAGCCAUCUGGGUAGAGAAAUAGAUGGCGAGUGGCAGAACCUUUCCCCCUCUCGGUUUCCAUUUCGGGGCUGGGCCUGAUUAGCGAAGGCAGAAGUUGGGAAAGUUGCUGCGUGGCUCGUUCUGGUUUGCAGGUGGUGCUUUCCCCACACCUGAUGUGAAUUCCUACCCUGGGAUGAGACAGCUGGAGCUGGGAUGGGGGAAGAGGGAGCUGACAGGCUGUGCCGAGCAGAGAUUGUGUCAGCACAGGGAAGGAGAAUGCUCUUUUCUUUUCCUUUAAAUGGCCAUUUCUCUUAACCCUUUGUGCUCUGGCGCCUGUGGGGAUGGUGCCUCUGCUCUUGGGGGUGGGAAGAGGGGGCCUGAGGAAGGUGAACCCCCAAAAUGAAGGGCUGUGGGUGAGGACAGACCAGAGCUGGGGUAAAGACAUGAACAUCUCCCUAAAAAGAAUCACCUGUGCGAGGCUGGUUAUAAAUGGGGGGGGGUUGGAGCAGCUGCCUGCAGUUCUGAGAGGGACAGGCACAGAGACAGAGCUGCUGCAAGUUCCUUGCUGGAGGUUUCUUUUGCAAGCUGUGCAAGGAAAAUAAGCCAAGGAGUCAUGUGGGCUGGCAAAGGCCUGGACACCUCGAUGCCAAGGAGCGCUCAGCAAUCUGGGGGAGAACUGAGGACGAUUUGAGGGACCUGGUCUUCAGGGAGCUCAUCAAAGGAGCAGCAAAGCAGAGUUAUGUCAUGCCCAGACCACCAAAGGGCUCCAUGAGGAUUUAUGGAAGAUGCCCCGUGUCUUGGCGCCUCUGGUGCUCCUUCUGCUGUGGCUGAUGAGGAUCUCUGCCAGCCCCCAUUCCCUGAGGAUUGCUGCCAUCCUGGAUGACCCCAUGGAGUGCAGCAGAGGGGAGAGGCUCUCCAUCACCCUGGCCAAGAACCGCAUCAACCGCGCGCCCGAGCGGGCGGGGAAGGCCAAGGUGGAGGUGGACAUCUUCGAGCUGCUGCGGGACAGCGAGUACGAGACAGCAGAAACCAUGUGCCAGAUUCUCCCCAAGGGAGUGGUUGGAGUCCUAGGACCCUCCUCAAGCCCAGCCUCGAGCUCUAUUAUCAGCAAUAUCUGUGGGGAGAAGGAGGUUCCUCACUUCAAAGUGGCACCGGAGGAGUUCCUGAAGCUGCAGCUCCAGCGCUUCACCACCCUCAACCUCCACCCCAGCAACACCGACAUCAGCGUGGCCGUGGCAGGAAUCCUGAAUUUCUUUAACUGCACCACUGCCUGCCUCAUCUGUGCCAAAGCUGAAUGCCUUUUAAACCUGGAGAAGCUUCUCCGGCAGUUCCUCAUUUCCAAGGACACGCUCUCGGUGCGGAUGCUGGAUGACAGCCGGGAUCCCACCCCUCUCCUGAAGGAGAUCAGGGAUGACAAGACGGCCACAAUCAUUGUCCAUGCCAACGCUUCCAUGUCCCACACCAUCCUGCAGAAGGCAGCUGAGCUGGGGAUGGCGUCUGCCUAUUACACCUAUAUCUUCACUAAUCUGGAGUUUUCCCUCCAGCGCCUGGACAGCCUGUUGGACGACAGAGUCAACAUCCUGGGAUUUUCCAUUUUCAACCAGUCUCAUGCCUUCUUCCAAGAGUUUGUCCAGAGCCUCAACCAGUCCUGGCAGGAGAACUGUGAUCACGCUCCAUUCACUGGGCCAGCACUCUCCUCUGCCCUGCUCUUCGACGCCGUGUACGCCGUGGUGACGGCCGUGCAGGAGCUCAACCGCAGCCAGGAGAUCGGGGUGAAGCCCCUGUCCUGCGGCUCUGCCCAGAUCUGGCAGCACGGCACCAGUCUCAUGAACUACCUGAGAAUGGUAGAAUUGGAAGGUCUCACCGGCCACAUCGAAUUCAACAGCAAAGGCCAACGGUCCAACUACGCCCUGAAAAUCCUGCAGCACACCCGGGCUGGAUUCCGGCAGAUUGGCCACUGGCACGUGUCUGAAGGACUCAGCAUGGACAACAGGAUCUUCUCCUCCAACAUAUCAGACAGUCUGUUCAACACCACGCUCAUUGUCACCACCAUCCUGGAAAACCCUUACUUAAUGCUGAAGUGGAACCACCAGGAGCUGGAAGGCAACGACCGCUACGAGGGCUUCUGCGUGGACAUGCUGAAGGAGCUGGCAGAGAUCCUGCGCUUCAACUACAAGAUCCACCUCGUUGGGGACGGGGUUUAUGGUGUCCCCGAGGCCAAUGGCACGUGGACAGGGAUGGUGGGCGAGCUCAUUGCCCGGAAGGCUGACUUGGCUGUGGCGGGGCUGACGAUCACGGCGGAGCGGGAGAAGGUGAUUGAUUUCUCCAAGCCCUUCAUGACUCUGGGAAUUAGCAUUCUCUACAGAGUUCAUAUGGGCCGCAAACCCGGCUACUUUUCCUUCCUGGACCCCUUUUCUCCCGGAGUCUGGCUCUUCAUGCUGCUCGCCUACCUGGCCGUGAGCUGCGUCCUCUUCCUGGUGGCUCGGUUGACACCAUACGAGUGGUACAGCCCCCACCCCUGCUCCCAAGGCCGCUGCAAUCUCCUGGUGAACCAGUACUCUCUGGGCAACAGCCUGUGGUUCCCAGUGGGGGGGUUCAUGCAGCAGGGCUCCACCAUCGCCCCCCAGGCACUGUCCACGCGCUGCGUCAGUGGAGUCUGGUGGGCAUUCACCUUGAUCAUCAUCUCCUCCUACACGGCCAACCUGGCCGCCUUCCUCACGGUGCAGCGCAUGGACGUGCCCAUCGAGUCCGUGGAUGACCUGGCUGACCAGACCACCAUCGAGUACGGCACCAUCCACGGCGGCUCCAGCAUGACCUUCUUCCAAAACUCCCGCUACCAGACCUACCAGAGGAUGUGGAACUACAUGUACUCCAAGCAGCCCAGCGUCUUCGUGAAGAGCACGGAGGAGGGGAUCGCGCGCGUGCUGAACUCCAACUACGCCUUCCUGCUGGAGUCCACCAUGAACGAGUAUUACCGUCAGCGCAAUUGCAACCUCACGCAGGUCGGGGGCCUUCUGGACACCAAGGGCUACGGGAUUGGCAUGCCCGUCGGCUCCGUGUUCCGAGACGAGUUCGACCUGGCCAUCCUCCAGCUGCAGGAGAACAACCGCCUGGAAAUCCUCAAGCGCAAGUGGUGGGAAGGAGGGAAGUGCCCCAAAGAGGAGGACCACAGAGCCAAAGGCCUGGGGAUGGAGAAUAUUGGUGGAAUCUUCGUGGUGCUCAUCUGUGGCUUGAUCGUAGCAAUUUUUAUGGCAAUGCUGGAAUUUUUGUGGAGCCUUCGACACUCUGAGCAGUCAGAGGUGUCGGUGUGCCAAGAGAUGGUGACGGAGCUGCGCAACAUCAUCCUGUGCAAGGACAGUUUCCAGCCCCGCCGGCGGCGCGGGGGCCCGGUACGGACUCGCCCCGUUAUCCCGGAGGAGCGCCGAGCCCGCAGCACAACCACGCUCAGCAACGGGAAGCUGUGCAGCGGCGGGGAGCCAGACCCCCUGGCACAAAGACUGGCACAAGAAGCCGCCCUGGUCGCCCGGGGGUGCACCCACAUCAGGGUGUGCCCCGAGUGCCGCCGCUUCCAGGGGCUGCGGGCGCGGCCGGCCGCGGGAUCGCCCGCGCGGAGCGAGGAGAGCCUGGAGUGGGACAAGACCACCAACAGCAGCGAGCCUGAGUAACGCCGGGGACCGGGGGGCGCAGGGGAGGGGGCGAGAAGAGGGUCCUGUUCCAUUUUACAGAACACGGACUUGUACAAUGUCAACUCGUUUUUAAACCACUAGCGGUCACCCGGCUUCCCCGGGGCAAGGCGGACCUUUGGGCCAGGCCGGAGGGUUUUCGGUGUCCCGGGGGGCACGGGGCUGGCUGAGGCCUGGUGUGGCAGGAGAGAGGUCCUCAGGCUGGUCUCCGGUGGUUGCCUCCGUGCCACUGAAGGAGGAAGGACGUGUGGUGGUAACUGGUGUAGCAGGUAUUGCCCACCCAGGGUGGAGGCAAGAGCGGUUCUUGGAACUUCUCCACCCCCAGGUCAGGAGAAGGGACACCGGCGCUGUCUCUCCACCAAACAGACUUACCAGGGGGUGUUCUCAAAGGGCGGGGGGAGGGAGUUUUUAUUUGACAUGGGCAAGGGACGGGAAGGGGAGGAGUCAUUGUUUUGUUUUGGUUUAAUUUGGGCACGUCAGGACCUAGUCUCCAAGGCACCAGGUUUCAGGUGCUGAGCUCUUCUUCCUUUUCAGAGUGUUGGCAGGUGGACUGAAGGAGGAAGGGAAGGGUGGGAUGGGAUGGGAUGGGAUGGGACAUGCUCCCCGUGAGAAGCAGCAUUUGCUGAAAGUCCAUCUGAGGAGUUGUUAAAAUUACAUAUAUAUAUAAAUAUAUCUAUACAUAGAUAUAUAUAUAUUAAAAUGCCAAAAAAAAAAAAACCAACCAACAAACACAGUGAACUCAAAGAGGCCUUGAAACGCCUGGAAUUUCAGGGGUUCUGUGUCUUUUGUUUCGUUCUGGGGUUACCUUUUGCUUUUUUUCUUCCUUUCUGUUUUUGGGAUGAGGGUGGGGGAGCCUUUUGAGGAAGGUGAGGUGGGAGCAGGUGAGAUUGGGGAGCGCUGGAGGGGAGGGGGGGCUGCCCUUCCCCACCAGCGGAGGGAGGUGGUGUUGGUACCCCCAAAGUGUCCAGAGCCCGUGCCCUGCACGCUCCUGAGGUGACUCUGAGCUCUGCCCCAGGCUCAGGAGCUCCCCAUGUGACCCACAGAGCACCCUCAGCUUCGAGGGUGACUCACAGCCCUUGUCCAGCAGCCACACAGCAUUUGGGAAAACCAUUAGCCCAGGAUCUCAUGUAAGGAAAAUAUUUACUUCCCUAGAAACAGCAGCAGCAGCUCACCCUCUGCUUGGAACAGACGUGGGGGUUUACACUGACGAAUUUAAUUUUCUGAUUGAAAAACAAAUUCUAUGCAAUUUCUGAUUGUAAAAGGAAAGAGAUGACAAUGGAGAGGGGCAGGGGAGAUAAAGCCUUGAGUGAAGGUACAUCCUGUUCUUGAAUUGUUUUCUUUUCUUUUUGUCUUGAAUGUACUGAAAUAAAAGAUGUCCUUGUAUAAUUA